AUGACUUCUCCCGCUCCCCUCUCUCGCAAUGAGUCCCAAGCCUCCAGCCGACGGAGUACCAGUCUCGGCUCUCGCUUAUUUCGAUCAAAGAGCGGCGAAGCCCUGGGUGACCGCAAGAGCUCUGCGAGCCGUCUGAAGAAGAAGCAACAGGAAAUGGACGAAGCCGUCAAGGUCACACAGUCGCCUCCUCGCCUGCCAAAUUACAACCCGCAGCCACUGGGCAUUCAAUCGUUUGGUGGAGAAAACUACAACCCCCAGCAACCAAAUGGCGCGAAGAACACCCCUCCAGUCCCUCCUCUGCCGGGAAACUUGGAAAAGGAUGCUGUCGAUCCAUAUGCGAGGACUGAGAGCAUGACCCACCGCGGUCGAUAUUCCUAUGCGAACUCCACCGUGUCCACCAUCAACUCCCCCCGGAGAGUUCGACGUCGCAAAGACCCCACCCCGUACAACGUCCUCAUCAUCGGCGCUCGGAAUGUCGGCAAGACUUCUUUCCUUAACUUCCUCAAGAGCUCCCUUGCUUUGCCGGCAAGGAAACAACCGACUCGAGCGCCAGAUGGCGACACCCCUCCCUCGUCCGCAAGAGCAAAUCCCAACUUUGUCCACCACUAUCAAGAGAUCGAGGUCGAUGGGGAGCGGAUCGGCUUGACGUUAUGGGACUCUCAGGGGUUGGACAAGGGCGUUGUUGACCUCCAGUUGAGAGAUAUGAGCAAUUUUGUGGAAAGCAAAUUCGACGAUACCUUCCUGGAGGAGAUGAAGGUCAUUCGCGCCCCGGGCGUCAGAGAUACCCACAUUCAUUGCGUCUUCUUUGUCCUUGACCCGGCCCGGCUGGACGCCAACAUCAACGCCGCUGAAGGUGCCAGCAACGGCAUGGAACCCACGCGCGUUGGCAAGCCAUCCCGCAUUGUCGGCGCGCUCGACGAGGAUUUUGACAUUCAAGUCAUGAAGACCUUGGCCAGCAAAACCACUGUCAUCCCAGUCAUCAGCAAGGCGGAUACCAUCACCACGGCACACAUGGCGUUUCUGAAGCAAAAAGUCAGCCGGAGUCUGAAGAAGGCCGGUCUUGAUCCGUUGGAAGCUUUGAGUUUUGAUGCCGAAGACGACGACGACGAGCGUCUGGACGAACGUGAUGAAGACGAAGACAGCAGUGCCGCAGAUUCGGAGGACCAGGCUUCAGCCCGGAGUGAUGAUUCUGAUGCCAAAGACCCGGCGACCACGAAACGUCCAGGCACCCAUAAGCGCCAAGUGUCCACCGAGGAUGCUGUGCUUGACAGUGGCUACGUCCCGUGGUCGAUUCUCAGCCCGGACAAAUACUCUCUGGAGGCAAAGGACGGCCCGGUUGGUCGACAUUUCCCCUGGGGGUUUGCCGACCCGUACAACCCCAAUCAUUGUGAUUUUGUGAAGUUGAAGGACGCUGUAUUUGGGGAGUGGCGAUCCGAGUUGCGAGAGGCCAGCCGUGAAGUGUUCUAUGAACGCUGGAGGACGAACCGUCUCAAUCGCCGAACUCUGCCCCCCAAUGCGACCAACGGUCUGCCGUCGGGGCCCAGACAGAGCACUGGCGGGAUUCCCAUUCCUCUCCAACCCCGUGUGCGAUAA
This is a messenger RNA of Fonsecaea erecta, 1593 nucleotides long. RefSeq lists its product as hypothetical. Bases 1 to 1593 code for a protein of 530 amino acids. Lineage: Eukaryota; Fungi; Ascomycota; Eurotiomycetes; Chaetothyriales; Herpotrichiellaceae. Gene Ontology annotation, molecular function: molecular adaptor activity; GTP binding; GTPase activity. The record is from RefSeq and is a predicted model, not a curated record. The transcript is spliced from 3 exons. Gene Ontology annotation, biological process: cytoskeleton-dependent cytokinesis. Gene Ontology annotation, cellular component: cytosol; microtubule cytoskeleton; septin complex.